This is a messenger RNA of Monascus purpureus, 1632 nucleotides long. The record is from the annotation of a GenBank genome assembly. NCBI's taxonomy places the organism in Eukaryota, Fungi, Ascomycota, Eurotiomycetes, Eurotiales, Aspergillaceae.
AUGUCGCAGGAGCAGGAGAAACUCGACAUCUCAUUGACCCCGCCAGAAGCUCCCGAUGGCCAUGUUUACCCUACGGGUGCGAAACUCACCCUUCUGAUGAUCUCCCUCUAUAUUGCCAUAUUCCUAGUUGCAUUGGAUAAACUCAUCAUCUCAACAGCCACACCAUCUAUUACAGAUGAAUUUCACGCCUCAAACAAGAUUGGCUGGUACGCAGCGGCCUACAUGCUGACCAACUGCACCUCCUUACUCAUCUUUGGGAAAAUAUACACCUUUUUGAGUGUCAAAGCCAUUUUCCUCGCGUCGGUUGUUCUGUUCGAGAUCGGCUCCGCUGUUUGUGGCGCGGCCCCAAACUCAGUUGCCUUCAGCAUUGGUAGGGCGAUUGCCGGUCUAGGAGCCGCUGGCGUCCAGGAAGGCAUUCUGGUUCUUAUUGUCUAUGCCGUUCCCCUUGCGAAGCGGCCCCAGUACCAAGGCUUGUUGGGUGCGGUUUAUGGCAUCUCCUCCACUAUCGGUCCACUGAUUGGCGGCGUCUUUACCUCAAACGUCUCCUGGAGAUGGUGCUUUUACGUUAACCUUCCAUUUGGAGGAGUGGUGCUUCUGUUCGUGUUCUUCCUGCUCCAUGUCUCUGGUGGUCCCUCGUCCAAGGAUCCCUCGGUGUGGGAGCAUAAACUGGCACAGCUCAAUUUGGAAGGUGCGGUUACUCUCCUCCCAGGAGUGGGUUGCUUAUGCCUGGCUUUUCAAUGGGGUGGUUUUACCUACAGUUGGAGCAAUGGACGCAUCAUCGCCUUACUUACGAUUGCUUUCGUCUUGUUGGUUGCUUUUGCCUUAAUCCAAAUCUGGAGACCCCAGACAGCCGCGGUACCACCGCACAUCUUCAUCCAGCGAAGCAUCCUCGCCGGCUUCUGGGUAAGCUGCACGGUUGGUGUCCACAUGACGCUGUUCGUAUACUAUCUUCCCAUCUGGUUCCAAUCCGUCAAGGGAAACUCCGCCGUCGAGAGCGGUAUCCACCUACUACCAAUGGUAAUAGCCAUGGUGGUAGCAUCCAUCCUUAGUGGCAUAGGAACAACCAAAUCCGGCUGCUACACUCCCUUCUUGAUUGCCGGCACCUGUAUUGUAUCAGUCGGCUCAGGUCUUCUCACCAUGCUCAAAGUCAACACCACAACCGGGCAAUGGAUCGGGUACCAGGUCGUGUACGGCUUCGGGUUAGGCUGUUGCUUCCAAGUGCCCAAUAUGGCUGCGCAGACGGUGCUUCCACGCAAGGAAGUGGCUAUUGGCGCUUCGCUUAUGCUUUUCGGCCAGACUCUCUUCGGUGCGAUCUUUGUCUCGGUUGGGCAGAAUGUUCUCGACCAGCAUCUGGCUACGCUUCUUGGUCGCAUUUCUGGUGCUAGUAUUACGCCGGAGCAGAUUGAGAGCGCUGGGAUUACUGGGCUUUUGAAGAUUAUCCCAUCGCAGUAUCAUGAUGCUGUUCUGCAGGCUUAUAAUUCCUCCCUGCGGUUAUGCUUCUUGGUUGCCCUCGUCUCUGCUUGUAUUUCUGUCAUUGGCAGUGGUGGAAUGGAGUGGCGCAAUAUCAAGAAGGAAGAGGAUAAGGAGGCGCGAACCGGGGAAUCGAAGGAUCCUGCUAGCGAGAGCACCUAG